Molecule: messenger RNA, 5655 nt
Organism: Aspergillus piperis CBS 112811
Lineage: Eukaryota; Fungi; Ascomycota; Eurotiomycetes; Eurotiales; Aspergillaceae
Product: histidine kinase-like ATPase domain-containing protein
Exons: 3
Coding region: 314-5542 (1742 amino acids)
Source: RefSeq, a predicted model, not a curated record
CCGUUAUUCUCUUGCACUUUCUCUCGGCCUCUUCUCUCGAGUAUUCGCGGUCUUUAUCUCCCUAAGCCAGCCUACCUUUCCUGCGCUCUUUUAUAUUACUGCAUGCUUGAUCUUUUGGUCUUUUGGUUUGUGAGCGAUAAAAUCUAUCUAUAGACCACACUCUGUUGUCUAGGUUACAGUGUUAUCGAACACCGCCGCCCGUUGACCGACCGCAUCCUCGAAAGACCCAUGUCUUAGAUUUCACAACUGCUAGUUUGCUUGUCACGGAGUAUUUGGGGAGCGAGGGUUCAGAAGAAUUUCCUCAACUAUAAUCAUGGCACAGAAGAUCGAUUUUAACGCCCUCAGGGCGCGUACUAUGGGAUCAGGGAACGAUGAGGAAGCGGUCACAGUUGACACACGGGGUCUGAUUUCCAAAGUCCUUGCGCGCUACUCUGGGAAAUGGACCGUUUUACGAGAGAUGAUACAGAAUGCAGCUGAUGCUAACGCCACGAAAGUAACGAUCAAGUUCGAAACGCUACCGUCUACGACUGUCCCGCUGCCUCCAGCUGCCGACGAGAGCACUUUAAUCAAGCACACUAUAUCUAAUCAUACUCUCAAGCGUCUUCUGAUAUCGAACAAUGGCCUACCCUUUAGUGAGAAGGAUUGGGCAAGGCUAAAGCGCAUUGCUGAUGGCAACCCGGAUGAGACCAAAAUCGGCGCAUUUGGAGUCGGCUUCUACAGUGUAUUCGAUGACUGCGAAGAGCCCUUCGUAUCAUCUGGGAAGGAGGCCAUGGCUUUCUAUUGGAAAGGGAACGCUCUCUUUACUCGUCGGUUACAGCUGGAUGAAGACGCCAAUCCCGAGACUACAUUCGUUCUAGAUUACCGCAAUGAUACGUCACCGAUCCCCUCACUGAUGCAGUUAUGUCAGUUUCUGUCCAGCAGCCUUACGUUCGUAAGUCUGGAGGGUAUAGAACUAUGGUUGGACGACUGGAAUCUCUUGCGACUCACGAAGAAGACUGCCCCAAGCGUCAAUCUAAGCAUUCCGAGGGAUAUUGAAACUAAAACGCCGCAAGGCCUGAUGAAAAUUCAGAAUGUCACUCGAGAGGUUGCUCAGGUUGAUGCUUCGUGGAUGCGUGUCAUCGAGUGGAACCCUAAUGCCAGCAUCUUUCGGGAGGGACUCAGAGAUACCACGGGUUCUUUGCGUACCUUCUUCUCCAAGCUCACAGGCCAGAGUGCCCCCGAAAAGCCAGCGAGACCCGAACUACAGGAUAAAUCCACUGACUCUGGAGAGAUGACCAAGACCUUAACCGCCUCGGUCUUCCUGCAUAUUAACACCGCCAGCCUCCAAGCUUCCGUCAGUCAGUCUUUAAGUAGCGAACUUGAACGAGCUACGCGAAAACCUCCCCCUAAGCGAUCCACCAUCGCCAUUCUGACCCCCUCAUAUGAUACUACCUUAGCCUCUGGUGCUUCUGGCCUACAGUCAGAGGUCCUCUCCUCCAUUCUACCUUCUAAGGGUGGCAGGGUCUUCAUAGGUUUUCCAACCCAUCAAACAACGGGUCUCAAUGCCCAUAUCUCUGCUCCUUCCGUCAUUCCUACAGUGGAGCGCGAAAGUAUUGAUCUCAAUACUCGCUACAUUAGCAAGUGGAAUUUGGAGAUGUUGAGGGCCGCCGGAAUUGUUUGCCGGAUCGCCUGGACAGCCGAAAUGGCGUCCAUCAAAGCUAGGAUAUCCUCUGGGAAGGAGUCCUCGAAAUCCAUGAAGGUACGGAAGGAUGAUAUAGCAGGUGUUCUUCCGGAAGCCAUCCACACUGCAAAGCAGUUCGUAUUCCGUGAAUCAACGCCAUCAUCACUUCUUGGGCAAACCAUCGAAGACGCAUUCUGGACGUGUAACAAAAGUGCAUCCAUUGAGGUUCUUUCAACAUGCGGUGUUAUCCAGAGCCAUCAGGUACGCCUUGCCCCGAAGGAUCUCAGCUUCAUGGAUUCGAUACCAGUCCUGCCUGAUGAGUUCUAUUCGGGUGCGAGGGAGUUCGUCAAGAAAUUGACGGAUUUCGGUUUGGUUACCGAUAUUACGGUCUCCGACAUCAAACAGGAACUUGAAACCACCACACUACGGUCCAGCCAGGCUGCUGAAUUCCUUCCUUGGUUAGGUCAAAGGGCUGCCUCGGGCCAGCUUGAUCUAUACUCCAUUCAAAGCUUGCUGAGUGUAGCAGUGGCAAAUGAAGAGGACGAGAGCAGCCCCCAGAAUAGAUUGAUUGUUUUCGGAAGCAUCGACAGUUAUCUAAGCCCUCAGAAGAUACCCGUCAAUUUGCCUGUUCCCCCCACUGUGGCGCCUUUCAAAUUCACUAAGUCUCUAGGGAAGCAGGAGUUGGAGGCUUUAGGCUGGACGGAGCUUCAGAUAGUUCCGUGGGUGCGUUGGCUAGUCUGCAAUUCUGCUAACCGAAAUAUCCUGCCCUUGGAUCAGGAUAUCACAAAGAGUCCCUCGUUCUCUGCUCAGGUCUUGCCGGUUCUUUCGAAGCAAUGGGAGUAUCUAAGCCAGACAGCGAAACAAUCAGUGAUCACUCAGUUACGAGCACAUACUGUGAUACCGACUAAACUAGGGAUGAAGAUGCCUCCUGAGACCUAUUUCUCUUCCGUCCGCUUGUUUGAUGACCUUCCCGUCAUACAUGGCCUAAAUGGAGUUAAAGAGAAAUUUUUGGCAGCGCUUGGCGUUCGUAAGACUGUCGAACUCGGUGUCAUCUUCGAGCGUCUUCUCGAUACCACGGAAGCACCCGAUGGUCCUAACGAUAACCAGAGGAAAUGGAGUCACGUCGACUUGAUACGAUAUCUAGCUUCCGUGCGCGAUGACAUACCUGCGAAUGAUAUCAAACGACUCAAAAACACCAGCUUAUGCACUGCCGAACAGAGUGACGGCAGUGGAAAUGGUGAUCUUAAAGCAGCGAAUCGCAAGCGCUAUAAGAUAUUUGAGUUGUUCGAACCGAAGGACUCGCUCAGGGCUCUGGGUUUGCCUAUCAUUGAAUGGCCAGGUCGGUAUCAGCCCAGUAGCAACGAAGGAAGGUUUCUGUCAAUGUUGGGACUCAGGAGUUUCCCGUCAGCGUCUGAGCUUAUCCAAAUCAUGGCUAAGGCAGCCGCGGAUGGUAAUUGGGUUCUCCAUACAAAAGCGAUGUCAUACUACAUCGCCGAGUUUCAUACAAGUGGCUAUGCUAUGUUCGACUGCGGUACAGUGGCUGUUCCGUUCUUGCCCGUCGAAGGAUCGCAGGGUUUGACUGUUCCGGGUAAGUGCUUCACUGAUGAUGGUGCCACCUUGUUUGGGUUCGCAAUCCUUCGCACGGAUCUGCAUCCUCAUGCUUCCAAGUUUGGGGUUAAACAACAUCCCGCACUGAGCGAAUGCAUCGAUUGCCUCAUGCGUCAGCCACCGUCCACGAAGCGUGACGCAAGGGUCGUAUUCAAGUAUCUAGCCGGGCGGGUGUCAGAACUGAGUGGGCGGGAUAUAGAUCGUGUUGGCAGUGCGCAGGUUGUCCCCGUCUCGACUACGCAGGAUGAGAUGGAAAAGAAAGUCGUGCGUCGCGUAGCACCCAGACUUUGUUAUCUUGGAGACGGUGAGGAUUACAAAGACAUUUUUGAUUUCGUCGACUUUGGUCAAGAGGCGAACCUUUUCCUCAUGGCCGUCGGAUCCAAACGUGAGCCCACUAAGGUGGAGAUUGCACGCAUGCUUGUAAAAGAACCAGCAAGGAUAUCAGCCUCUUUCCAAAGUGCUGACAAAUAUCUUAAACUGCUGAGGACACUUGCCGAGCAUGUCUCAACCUUGAAGAAGGACCGCGAACUGUUCCAGGAAAUGAAGAGGUCGGCCUUCCUGCUCGCAAGCAGGGAUAUCACUUCCCUGGCACAGGAGCAAGCUGCCAAGGAUGAUCACCUGUCUGACGAUGAGGAAGAUCAAAGCAUUAAGGAAUGGACUUUGACUGUUGCGAAGGACGCAGUCGUGGUGGAUGAUUUCCAGAGCUUCAAUCUUUUCAAGGAGCAUAUACUCGCAGCGCCUCAGGAAGAAAUGCUAGAGAACUUCUAUCAGUCUCUGGGGGCUCAACCGCUGAGCGGCCUUGUCGAAGAGCGUGCUCACUGGGGCGCUGUAGCUGCCGACCAACGUCCAGCCGCCAAGUUGCAAAAGCUGAUCAGUGAACGCUCGCGGCUGUUCUUACAUGACCAGUCUCCUGAUCUGAUCCGGCAUGAUGUGCGGUGGCUAGAGAAGCAUUUGCAAGUGCAGGUGGUGCAUUCCAUCUCCUUAACUCGCUCUCUCAAGGGUCGUCGGAUAUCCCACACGCAAAAGCGAAGCGCAAUCAUCACUCAACAGGGAAGAGACUGGCUCUUGUGGAUCUGCCCGGGCAAGUAUGAUCUUUACGAGAUUAGCCAGGCUCUGGUCCACCUAAUCCUUGUUCGGCCGAAGCUCCAUUCAACCCUUACCUUGGAGAUGUUGCUAAAGACUGAUCUGCUGGAACUCAAGGCUCGCGGGUACAACGUGGAGCGUAUCCUUAAACACAAGGCACACGAAGCCAGGAUGGCAGAGGACAGGCGGCAGAAGCAGUUGGAAGAAGAGCGUCAACGUCUGCAAGAGAGAGAAGCUGCGUGGGCCAAGGAACAAGCUCAGAUACAAGCACAACCUCAUCAAGUUCAAGACGAGCGGGAGCAGUUAAUGCCGGGAGACUUCCCUGACUCGCCGUCGGGCAAGAACAGCACCCGUGACAUCCAGCCGGACACACCUGACCAAACCCAAGAUCGCCGACCACGCGGGUUCUUCGCCAACCUCUCCAGGCGAUUUGGGCUCGAGGGCAAUCGAUCGCCCUUCAAUGCUGUCAACGGAGAGUCAUCUCAGCCCUCCCGUUCUGAAUCCUCAGAGACUGCCACCCCUCCCCCGCCUUACUCUGCUGAAGAUCCUCAGAAGACUCGCUCGGAAGCUCCUGUCACUGUCAAUUCACCCCAUCGACUUCAGUCGGAGCUGCUCUCCGCCAUCCAGGCGUGUCGGCCCCAUGGAUCUUCUGAUGUUUAUAGCCGGCCUGAGACGAACCAGAUCACCGAGAAGAAGUCCUACUGUGACGAAAAGCCCAGUCAUGAUCUAGAGUUUGUCGCGACACUUGCCUGUGGGAUUCACGUAUUGUUUGUGAAGAACCUCCCGGAUCGCAGUCAAUUCUUAGCCAAGAAUAGCGUCGGCAUUAAUGUCUUUGCUUCGAUGUUAAUGGAUUGUGCUGGGGUAUUCUCGCUCCGGUCAGACAUCCUCAGUAUCUUCUAUGAUCCUGGGGGCAAAACGAUCGCCUUUAACCGGGCGGGCAGUGUAUUCUGCAAUUACUUCUACUUCCAACAGCUUCACGAGAAGCAACUGCUUGCAAACCCGACUGCCGACCGAGCGGAUGCACUUGUAUACUGGUGGGUGAUCCUAUGCCACGAACUGGCCCAUAACCUGGUGGGAGACCAUAGCUCUGCCCACAGUUACUAUACCGAAAGCUUUGUUGCGCAAUAUUUCCCCAAGAUAACAGCCAAGCUCGCGAGCGCAGGUAGAGCUGCUCCAGAACCGAGUGGCUAGUCCAGCAACGUGUUCGGAUUUGGAUAGGAUUUAUUGUAAAUCAAUCUAAUUACAGACGGCCAGGCGCCGACAUGUACAAAUCACGAGACAGCUAGUCGCUCUAAUCUUUCAUC